ACAAAAAAACAAAAAAAAAGGACGACCCUUCCCAAAAUAUCCAUCCCGUCUUCCCAAAAUACCCCUCUUCUUCCAUUUCCCUUCCCCUCCUGUUUAACCUUUUUCUCCCGCAACAAAACCAAACCCUAUCCCUAAUACUCUUCUCUCUCCUCUCCAUCCUCCGCCGCCGUCUCCCUCUCUUUCUCUCUCUAGGUGGAGACUUGUGGUAGAGGUCAAGACAGAGCUUAAUCAAAGUGCUGGCAGUAAUUUACUGAAUACUGUGAAAAAUGGCAGCUGGUCAACAAAAGAAAAGAUUGAUAAGCUCAAGUCUGCACGAGCAUUACAGAGGGAAGAAGAAAAAGAAGAUGGACUCAUCAGAUUAUGUUUUGAACUUGAGAUCCCAAAUAUAUUUGGAGUGGAAUGAAGGCCAAAAGAAAGCCAUGGCAAAAAGGGAACAAAUUGGGAUAACUUGGACGGAUAUGGCUCCUUUUUUUGAAUCUGUUCCUCGGUGUUCUUCUGGCUUAGCCGAUGUCCUUUGUGUUCCUGGUGAAAUAUAUAGCUUGAAUAAUCUGAUGGAGGUGCUCUCCUGUGAGGUUUGGGCGACAUGCCUUUCAGAAUCAGAAAGAAAGCUUCUAACUCAGUUUCUUCCUAGUGGUACUGGAGCAGAACAAGCAGUUCAAUUACUACUUUCAGGAGAAAACCAUCAUUUUGGAAAUGAUUUUCUCAGAUGGUCGACUUUGCUUUGCUCUGGCUUUCUUCAUCCGGAUGAUCUUCUUCGAAGGGAGCAACAAAUCAGAUCUGAGAGGAAUCAAUAUUGUUUAGAUUUAAAGAAGUAUCAUACUAACAUGAUCAAGGGUCUGAAGACUUGGAAGGAUAGGUGGUUACAUUGCGAGGAUCCUGACGAGUUAUGGAGUAAACCGUUGACCAAGCCCAACGAAAGGACUUCACCUAUUUCUGUGGGAAGGGCGAAAGAAACUCCACAGAAAAUUUUGAUCCGCAAUGGUGAUAUUACAAAAUACAUGUCUUAUAUCAAGAUAAGUAAGACGCAACGUGAGGCGAUAAAAAAUCUAAAACAUUCUGGUGAUGGAAUUCACUCAAAGUCCCUCAGUCGUGUCCUUGGUGAUAUCAACAGCUUUCAUGUGCAUCCAUACGAAGCACUUUUAGGGGAGGAAAAGAAGAGGUUACAUGAGCAUUGGUUGCAAGUAGUUACUAGAGAUAUGCCUGUGGCAUUUGAGGAACGUAAAGAAAAGAAACUGCAAAGGGAACAGCUAAUGAAAUGCUUGGAGCAAGAGCUUAUUGAAAAAAGAGCAGCGAUAACUGAUGAGGCUGAGACAGACAAGCAAGAGAUCUCAGCUGAAGAAGAGACAGAAAAUGGUGAAUCUGAUGCAGAUAAAGAUAUACUUGCUGAAGAAAAUGUCGUCUCUGCUUCUACUAACUCCGACCAUGGUCAUAAGACUCAUAACUUAGAGCGCAUUCCCUCUCUCAACAGCCAUCAAGAACUGAGCCCUGUGGCUUUAGAAAACGAAGCAGCUGGCGAAGAUGUACUAAUCCUCGAAAAUGAUUCUUCAGUAAUCUCACGGUUCAAUGAGAAAGAAAAUAAUGCGGAGGUUCUUCUUGAGACAGAGACAAUAUCCUCACCAGUUAAAGAGCUGUGGCAAACUGUUGAGCCUAUUGAGGAAAACCAAGCUCCCCUUAUCGACUUAGAAAGAAAUAAUGAGCAUGAAGCUGGAGUAUCCAAUUCCCCCUUGUUUCCUUUGUAUGCUAACCUAAACCAAGAUCAUUUUCUUCCAUCAUUUACAAAGGUCCCUGAGAUUUUGUCACCGUAUCCUAAUGAGCAAAUAAACCAAUUAAAACAAUCAGAGAUGCAGUUAUUGAUGGCAAACCAAGGUUUUCCUCGACAAUUUCAGGAGCAACAGAAUAUAAUUGAGCAGAAUAAUGCCAGAGAUCAUCAGAUGACGAACAAGAGUAUCUAUAUCAAUGGAAGGUAUCCAAAUCAAGAACUCAAUUGGCUUCCAGAUAACCACCAGUUUCAAAAUAAUUAUUGGUCAUCUAGUGCUAAUUCUGAUGGGAGUCUAUUCAGUGUUUUAAAUGCUUGCAGAAAUAUACCAUCGCAAUCUCAGUAUAAUACCGUGAAUCCUCAGCAAUCGGUUGAGGCAAGGAAUUUUGGUCCCAAUAAUGAAAUUUACGGUUAUGUACCUCAUCAGUUCAAGAGUUCGAGUAGCCAUGAAGCUGCUGCUACUAGUGCUUCAACAUUGAAUGUUCCUUGGAUGAAUUAUCAGCAACAGCAGAAUUCUGGUUUGCAAGAUUCUAUUGGGAAGCCAUUUGUUAGAAGAUCUUGGAACCAAUAACAAAUGCGUGGUCUUUUAUGAUUUUAUGGUUUUGAAAAUAUUGGGCUAA
Molecule: messenger RNA, 2376 nt
Organism: Asparagus officinalis (garden asparagus)
Lineage: Eukaryota; Viridiplantae; Streptophyta; Magnoliopsida; Asparagales; Asparagaceae
Exons: 9
Coding region: 267-2327 (686 amino acids)
Cellular component (GO): Ino80 complex
Source: RefSeq, a predicted model, not a curated record